AUGGCGAAGCAGCUCCUCGGUGGCCUUAUAGGGGGAGAGGCAAUUGGCUCUAAUGGGUUAAGGGGUUGGGACGACCUGGGGCUAUCUCCCGUUUCAGUCAAUGGGCUUGCCGCAGUGAUGCCUUUCGAGACGUUCCUCAACAAGUUUUCCGCUUUGGCGCAUGAAGUUGAUUCUGAUGUGGGAGUAAUGAAGAGAGAAGCCAGAAAACGCCUUGGCGCAGGAAGCUUCUCCAUCCUCCCAGACCAACUGAGCCAAAUCGACACUAUCCUGGACCGACUUGUCUGGGGGACCCUGCGUGCACCCCCCACCCCCUUGCCUGAGCAACCCACCAUUGAGCCCCAGCAGCCUACGCCUGGGCCUGCACAGCCUACUCCCGAGCCUGAGCAGCCCACUGCAGAGCCCGAGCGGCCCAUGUCCCAGCCUGAGCAGCCCGCUGUCGUGCCUGAGCAGCCUACCCCUGGGGCUGAGCAGCCCUUCCCUGGCCCUGAGCAGCCCUCCGCUGAGCCUGAGCAGCCUGCCCCUGAGCUUGAGGAGAAAGCACCAGUGGGGCAGGGGCCUGAAGACAACCUGCACCAGCAGGAUCAGCAGAACGAUGACAGCAGCGCCUCCAUAGAGAAUUUGCUGGGCACCCUGCUCAACGACGAUCUCGAAGAAGGCGACUCUGAGGAGGAGAUGAACGCGGCGCUGCAGCGGGUUGAGCUCUUGGCGGAUGCUGUCACCGUGCUGCUGAAGGAGUACGAAAAAGCCGUGGAGCACCUACAGGACCUUCUAGACGACCAAUUAGACGCUGCGGAAGAGAUUCGAGAGGAGCUUGAGGAGCAAGUCGAGGAAUUUAAGAAUCAGGUGAAAGGCGAGCAGAGGCCAAAGAAGCAGGAAGCAGCAGCUGCCGCAGCAGAGGUGGCGAGGGCUUAUGACGAGGCCAUGCAGGGUUUCAAGACCUCCCUAGAGGCCCUCCUAGAGCAGCCACCGACAGACCAGCCCGCUUCUCCAGCAGUGCAGGAGGACCUCGCAGCUUUGGCUGCCAGAAUUCAAGCUGCUGCUGAGGAAAAGCUGCCAUCCCUUGUCUCCGCUCACUGA
Messenger RNA from Eimeria mitis, 1077 nucleotides. RefSeq lists its product as uncharacterized. The transcript has 2 exons. The record is from RefSeq and is a predicted model, not a curated record. The coding region runs from base 1 to 1077 and encodes 358 amino acids. Lineage: Eukaryota; Apicomplexa; Conoidasida; Eucoccidiorida; Eimeriidae.